Molecule: messenger RNA, 1728 nt
Organism: Solanum stenotomum
Lineage: Eukaryota; Viridiplantae; Streptophyta; Magnoliopsida; Solanales; Solanaceae
Product: probable leucine-rich repeat receptor-like protein kinase At1g35710
Exons: 2
Coding region: 1-1728 (575 amino acids)
Molecular function (GO): receptor serine/threonine kinase binding
Source: RefSeq, a predicted model, not a curated record
AUGGUUUCUAGCAAAACAUUCUCUUCACUUCAGUUUUUCACUCUUUUCUACCUCUUUACAGUUGCAUUUGCUUCCACUGAGGAAGCAAUUGCCCUCUUGAAAUGGAAAGCAACUUUCAAGAACCAGAAUAAUUCCUUAUUGGCUUCAUGGACGCCAAGCUCUAAUACAUGCGACCACUGGUAUGGAGUUGUAUGCUUUAAUGGUCGGGUAAACAGGUUGAAUAUCACAAAUUCCAGUGUCAUUGGUAACCUGUAUGCUUUUCCGUUUUCAUCUCUCCCUUUUCUUGAGAAUCUUAAUCUUAGCAUGAACAAUUUCUCUGGCACCAUUCCACCUGAGAUUAGUAAUCUCACUAAUCUAGUCUAUCUUGACUUGAACAGCAAUCAGAUUUCAGGAACAAUCCCACAACAAAUCGGUUCACUAGCCAAGCUUCAGAUUCUCCGUAUAUUUGACAACCAUAUAAAUGGCACUAUUCCUGAAGAAAUAGGUUACCUAAGGUCUCUUACUAAGCUAUCUUUAGGUAGGAACUUUCUUAGUGGUUCUAUUCCUGCUUCAUUGGGGAAUUUGAAAAGCUUGUCUUUUUUGCUUCUUUAUGAAAAUCAACUUUCUAGCUCUAUUCCUGAAGAAAUAGGUUACCUAAAGACUCUUAGUAUCCUACAUUUGAGUAACAACUCUCUUAAUGGCUCUAUUCCUUCUUCAUUGGGGAAUUUGAGCAACUUGUUUGGUUUGUAUCUUUAUAAUAAUUACCUUUCUGGCUCUAUUCCUGUUUCAUUCGGGUAUUUGAACAACUUGUUUGAUUUGUAUCUUUUUAAUAAUCACCUUUCUGGCUCUAUUCCUGCUUCAUUCGGGUAUUUGAACAACUUGUCUGAUUUGUAUCUUCAUAAUAAUCAGCUUUCUGGUUCAAUUCCUGAAGAAAUAGGUUACUUGAGAAAUCUGCAAUCUCUGUUUCUCAGUGAUAACAAUCUCAUUGGGAAAAUUCCUUCAUUUGUCUGCAAUUUGACAUCACUGGAAGUGUUGUAUAUGCCGAGAAACAACUUGAAGGGAAAAGUUCCGCAAUGUUUGGGUAAUAUCAGCGGCCUCCAGGUUUUGAUGAUGUCACAUAAUAAUCUCAAUGGAGAGAUCCCUUCAUCUAUUUCCAAUUUAACAUCACUACAAAUUCUAGAUUUGGGCAGAAACAAUCUGGAAGGAGCAAUUCCACAAUGUUUUGGCAAUAUUAGUAGCCUCCAGGUUUUUGAUAUGCAGAAUAACAAACUUUCUGGGAGCCUUCCAACAAAUUUUAGCAUUGGAAGUUCACUUAUAAGUCUCAACUUGCAUGGCAAUGAACUAGAGGGGGAAAUCCCUCGGUCUUUGGCCAAUUGCAAAAAGCUGCAAGUUCUUGAUCUAGGAGAUAAUCAUCUCAAUGACACAUUUCCCAUGUGGCUGGGAACUUUGCCAGAUCUGAGAGUUUUAAGGUUGACAUCGAAUAAAUUGCAUGGACCUAUAAGAUCUUCAGGGGCUGAAAUCAUGUUUCCUGAUCUUCGAAUCAUAGAUCUCUCUAACAAUGCCUUCUCGAAAUACUUACCAACGAGUCUGUUUCAACAUUUGAAAGGCAUGACGACUAUUGAUCAAACAAUGAAGGCACCAAGUUCUAAAGGAAGUCGACUUUUUCAGAUGCCAAGAAUAAGAAGACAUUGGCGUAAUGGAUUUGGUUCUUCCUAUGUUGCAGCUUAUGAUGUUGGAUUUGAUUUUUAG